Durusdinium trenchii is the source of this 2970-nucleotide messenger RNA. Lineage: Eukaryota; Dinophyceae; Suessiales; Symbiodiniaceae. The record is from the annotation of a GenBank genome assembly.
AUGCGACGCAUGACCUCGGACUACACGGACACGCCACUGUGGCAGCAGAUCUUGCGCUUUGUGGUACCCAUCACUGCGACAUAUGCCUUGGAGGGCGCAGCCACAUUGGUGCCCAUUUGGGCUGCGGCGCAUGGUGGGAACCCCACGGAGGCUGAGGCCACACGCCGGGUGGGCGCGGUGGGGCUGGGCAAUACCGUGGUGAUUUGUGUGGCGCUCGUGGUGAAAUCGGGAUGGACUGGUGCUCAAGAUACGCUGGUGUCACAAGCUCAUGGGCUGAAAGAUCAUCGAAAGGCACGGGAUCAUCUCAACUGCUGCCAGAUUUGGAUGGUUUUCCUGGCGGCCAUUUGCUCCCUGCUGCUGCUCUCCACUGAGCAGAUGUUGAUUCUCACGGGCUGCGCCACCGAGCAGCUAGCUGCUGAUACCUUCAGAUAUGUUCUGAGUUGCAUCCCCGGCGUCUGGCUGGAGUUUCAGUAUGAUGCUCUCAGGAAGUUCCUAAUGAAUCAGCAGAUCCCUUCGCCAGGCUUCUGGGUUCUAGUUGGUGCGGUGCCUGCGCACUGGGCCAUGUGCGUUGUGCUCCUGAACCAGAUCCAUGUUUGUGAUCCGCUCGUGGCCAUUGGAAUCGCCUUCUCGGUGAAAUCGGCCGUGUCCUUCCUCCUCCUUGCAGGCUACAUGAGCUUUCUUCAACCAACCCCCAGCUGCAUUGGCUGGUGGCGCAUCUGGAGUUGCAGCGCGGGCGCCGGAGGCUUGGCCUCCUAUGCCACCAUCGCGGUGCCCAGCGUGGCCAUGUACGGUUUCGACUGGUGGGCCUAUGAGAUGCUCACCUUGUUAGCCGGUGGCUUGCGCUCAGACACCCAGCUCGCGGCGCACGUGGCGGCCACCACCGCCUCGGACUGGGCCUUCCUGGUGGUGCGCGGCGCGCCCAAGGCGGCCACCGCGCUGGUGGGUGCCGCCGCGGGGCGGGAGGAUGUGGGACGAGUGAGGAAAGUGGUACGUGCUUGUUUGCUGCUCACCUUUGUAAUGUGCAGCGGUCUCUCAGCGAGUUGCUGGUUUGGCCGGCAGCACUUGACCCACAUGUUGCUACCGGACGAGCGAGAGACGCAAGCGAUCUUCGGGAAAUUGUUGGUUUGCGUCUUGCUGUCGCUGCUGGCCGAUGGCUUCAACAGCUGCUGCAGUGGGAUUUUUGCGGGUUUAGGUCGUCAGGGCGCCGUAUCUGCCGGAUUGUUUGCCUUUCAAUGGGUGGUACAGCUACCCCUCGCCUGCUUCCUGGGAUACCACUUCGACAUGGGAGCACUGGGUCUUCAUGUGGCCUCAUGUGUGGCUUCCGUGUUGAACAGUGUCUACAACGCGCUUCUCAUGAAGCACUGCAUUAAGGGCCUGGGCCCGGAAAUGCCGGUGAAGGAGUACGAAAUGCUCCAGUCCCGACGACCACUGGAAGCUUCGAGUGCUGCAGCUCUUCUGGGUGGGGGGUACCUGCGGGCACUCUUCACGGGUUUCUCGGACACCGGUGAGGUCGGUGGGGUGAACUCCUGGGACCUUGGAGUCGACGCGGACGUGUCGGUCGGUCGAGAGGUGCAUGAGGAUGCGACCUUGCUUGACUUGUUGUGGGGGUUCUUGUUGGACCUUCCAGUGGACUCCAGCACAUCCAGCUGGAACGUGCUGGCGGGCUACUUCUGUGGCGUCGUGCUGGCGUUAUUUCACCACCUUCCUGGCCAGGUGAUUGGCUACCUGCGCACUCGAGGCGAUGCGGUCUUUGCAAACUUCAUGCUCUUCUUGGGGACCAGGUGUAUUGCAGAGCUCUUUGUGGCUUUGCUGCUGACUGAGUCGGAGGAGGGAAUGCUUUUCCCCCUGGAGGGCUUGAUGAUUCGCUUGGUCGAGCAGUUCCAAGGCGCUCGCCCUGAUGGGGAUGACGCGGAUGAGAACUUAGCCUUGGUCAUCAAGACCCUUGUAUCGCAGGCAUGCCACGGUCUUCGUUUCGGUGCAGCGAUCCUGGAGCAAAUAUCCUCAGCCAAUGUGGUUGCGACGUUGCUGGACAAGGUCGUGGACCUGGGCUCCCCAGUCGGACCGGGUUUGUUCAUGUGGUUCGGUGCUACAUCGGAGAACACCACCGGGCGCCCCGCCGGGGCCGAUGCGACGCACCGGCUGAGCGUUUUCGAGGCGUCGGUGUUGUCACUGAGCAUCUCCCGGCUCUUCUGCUUGUCGUGGGGGGCGCCCAAGCGUGGCGAAGCACGCGGGGAAGCCGCCGUUUGGGGCGGCCCCGGAAAGCGCGUGGACGCACGCCGGGGAGACCGCGCCGUGACACGCACGGCACACAAGAAGGGAUUCGUUCAAGAGGGCCAGACUGUUGUUUUUUUCUGGAUUGGAGGUUUCGUGGCCUGGGUGGAUCUCGAGGGUCUUGGCUUCGUUCUGUGGCUGAAUACGCCAGGGGCAUUUGGAGCAUUAGAACGGUCAAAGAUGUCCAUAACGGUGUGGACGACUGAAGAUGCUGCAGAUAAGGCCGAUAAAAUUGCAGCUGCAAGUAAGACCUUGCCAGAUGCAGAGGUGAGCAUCGAGCCGAUCAAGAGCUACUACUGGUGGGAUGGCAAGGUCAACUUCGAUCCUGAGUGGAGAGUUGUGGUAACCACCACUGCUCCCUUUGAGACAGCGAGAGAUAUCAUCUCCAAGGUGCAUAGCUAUGACACACCGAUGAUCAUUUACGACCUACCGAAUGAUUUCACCGAGCAGCCGUACUGGAAGGGGAGCCUGACGCUGUCCAGCUCCCACGAAGCCAUCCAACUGGCGGAGCGGCUCGUGGAGCAACGGCUCGUGGCGUGUGCUCAGGCGUCGGACUCAGGUCAAUUGGCAGUGAAGACGCUGAACAAGUGCAAAACUUUGGUGGAAGGCAGUGCUGGGGUGAGCGUCGCAUGGUCAGCCAUUGGUGGAAACGAAGGCUAUCUCAAGUGGUUGGAGGACGAGUGUGUGGGGGCCAAGUGA